Molecule: messenger RNA, 2117 nt
Organism: Tetranychus urticae (two-spotted spider mite)
Lineage: Eukaryota; Metazoa; Arthropoda; Arachnida; Trombidiformes; Tetranychidae
Gene: Non1
Product: nucleolar GTP-binding protein 1
Molecular function (GO): GTP binding
Source: RefSeq, a predicted model, not a curated record
CCCCGGAAACAUUGAAAGCUCUUUGCAAACCACGUUUUAUUUUUAUUUAAAGUGAACUCUUCUCUCGUUUAAGGGUUGUUGAGUUUGGCAAUUUUAUUAAUUUUGUUAAUUGUGCUAAUUCAAAAUGUCUCAUUACAGUUUUAAAAAGAUUCAAACUGUGCCCUCUACGAAGGACUUUGUUGAUAUUAUUUUAUCAAAAACACAAAGGAAAACUCCUACGGUUGUCCAUAAACAUUAUGCCAUCCCUCGGAUCAGGCAGUUUUAUAUGAGAAAAGUUAAAUUUACUCAACAAAAUUUCCAUGAUAGAUUAACCCAAAUUUUAACUGAUUUUCCUAAAAUUGAGGAAAUUCAUCCAUUUUUUGCUGAUCUACUCAAUGUCCUUUAUGAUAAAGAUCAUUACAAAUUGGCCCUUGGUCAAAUCAACACAGCACGUAAUCUUAUUGACAACGUGGCGCGUGAUUAUGUGAGGCUUCUCAAAUAUGGAGACUCCUUGUAUCGGUGCAAGCAGCUCAAAAGAGCUGCACUGGGACGAAUGGCAAAUAUUAUGAAAAGGCAAAAUGAUAGUUUAAUUUACCUAGAGCAAGUUCGGCAACACAUCUCUCGUUUGCCAUCAAUCGAUCCUAAUACACGGACAUUAUUGAUUUGUGGUUUUCCUAAUGUGGGUAAAUCCAGUCUUAUCAAUAAAAUCACCAGAGCCGAUGUUGAAGUUCAGCCUUAUUCAUUCACUACUAAAUCUCUUUAUGUUGGACAUACUGACUACAAGUAUCUUAGAUGGCAAGUAAUUGAUACUCCUGGUAUUCUAGAUCAUCCUCUUGAGGAACGUAAUACAAUUGAAAUGCAAGCUAUCACAGCUUUAGCUCACAUUAGAGCUUGUAUUAUUUAUGUAAUUGAUGCAUCUGAAUCAUGUGGUGUUGGCUUGGAAGAUCAAAUCAGUCUUUUCAAAAGUCUUCAACCUCUCUUUGUUAACAAACCCAUUCUUAUUGUUAAUAACAAAAGUGAUGUUGUAAAAUUAGAGGAUCUUCCAGAGGAAAAGAAAGCCAUUUUGGAAAAGAUAAAGACAGAAGACAAUGUAAAUAUUUUAGAGAUGAGUACUGUCAAUGAACAAGGAGUUAUAGAAGUACGAAACGAAGCUUGUGAUUUAUUACUUGCUCAUCGAGUUGAAAUGAAGAUGAAGAGCAAGAGCAUGCAAAGUGUUGCUAACAGACUCCAUGUAGCUAUGCCUCUUCCUAGAGACUCACAGGAACGACCUCCUUGCAUUCCUGAAGCUGCUCUCAAAAAGAAAUCUGAAAUGACAACUGAAAAUGACUCUGAUGAAGACCUUGACGAUGAAAUGGCUAAACCUAAAAAGAAGACUGAACGUGAUAUCGAAUUGGAAAUGGGAGACGAUUAUAUUCUAGAUCUAAAGAAGCGAUACGAUAUCGAAGGAGAUCAAAAGUUCGAUAUCAUUCCAGAAAUCUGGGAAGGACAUAAUAUUGCUGAUUUUGUUUUUGCUGAUCUGGAGAAAAAAUUAGCUGAAUUAGAAGAACAAGAACGACAAUUGAUUGAAAAUGGAUAUUACGAUCCUAAUCUUGAGGAAGAAAAUGAACAAAUUAAAGAGAUUCGAGCUUUGGCUCGUCAAAUUCAGCACAAGAAGGCCUUGUUGAAGAACGAAUAUUGGCUUAAGAAGGGAAUAACCAGACCAAAACUACCAAGAACAGGACGUAAACGUGAACGAAGUGUUUCUAGAUUGAAGCAUGAAUUUGAAGAACUUGGAAUUGAAUUUUCAGAUGAUGAUGGAACUCACUAUGCUGAAGCUGCUGAGCCAAGGACUCGUGGUCCACCUUUGAAGAAGGUUCGAACAGACAGCGAAGGUAGAGUGAGAAGUAGCUCUACUAAACCAAGAGAUCAAUCUGGUAUUCGGGAUGAGAUUGAAAAGGUUAAGGUUAAGGCGAUCGCUAAGAAAGCUCAAACCAAGAGGAAUCGGCAAGCCAGAAAGGGUGAAGGUGAUCGUAAGAUUGUAAGCUUGAAACCCAAACACUUGUUAAGUGGUAAAAGAGGACUCGGAAAAACACAAAGAAGAUAAUUGUUAUAUCUUUGUAAAUGAUUCUGCUAAAUUAAAGUUUUGUUAUAACACAAAA